CCAUGACUGUCCGCUUAUAAAUACCGACACCAUAACUCUUAACCAUGGAGAAGAGUCGCGGAGUCCAAUCAAGAGGACUCGGGACACGCCCAGGACAGAUUAAGCCUUGGCAUAAUGGAUACCUUCCUAUUCACCUCUGAGUCUGUAAAUGAGGGGCAUCCCGAUAAGCUCUGUGAUCAGAUAUCUGACGCAGUGCUUGAUGCCUGCCUUGAACAUGACCCUGAGAGCAAGGUCGCCUGUGAGACUUGCACCAAGACCAACAUGGUUAUGGUCUUUGGAGAGAUCACUACGAAAACUGAUGUAGACUAUGAGAAGAUUGUACGUGACACAUGCCGUUCGAUUGGAUUUGUUUCUAAUGAUGUGGGACUUGAUGCUGACAACUGCAAGGUUCUGGUUAACAUCGAACAGCAGAGCCCUGAUAUUGCCCAGGGUGUCCAUGGCCAUCUCACCAAGCGGCCUGAGGAGAUUGGUGCUGGUGACCAGGGUCACAUGUUUGGAUAUGCUACUGAUGAGACCCCUGAGCUUAUGCCUCUCAGCCAUGUUCUGGCUACCAAGCUUGGUGCUCGCCUCACGGAUGUUCGGAAGAGUGGAACUUGCCCCUGGUUGAGACCUGAUGGCAAAACCCAAGUCACUGUUGAAUACUACAAUGACCAUGGUGCUAUGGUCCCAAUACGUGUCCACACUGUUCUCAUUUCCACGCAGCAUGAUGAAACUGUUACCAAUGAUGAGAUUGCUGCUGAUCUCAAAGAGCAUGUUAUCAAGCCCGUGAUUCCCGAGAAGUACCUUGAUGAGAAGAUCAUCUUCCAUCUCAAUCCAUCUGGGCGAUUUGUCAUUGGUGGGCCUCAUGGAGAUGCAGGUCUAACUGGGCGUAAAAUCAUCAUUGAUACCUACGGUGGAUGGGGAGCCCAUGGUGGUGGUGCUUUCUCUGGAAAGGACCCAACCAAGGUAGAUAGGAGUGGAGCCUACAUUGUUAGGCAGGCAGCAAAGAGCAUUGUUGCCAAUGGGCUUGCUCGAAGGUGCAUCGUGCAGGUGUCAUAUGCCAUUGGUGUUCCAGAGCCACUGUCGGUAUUUGUUGAUACUUAUUGUACUGGGAAGAUUCCUGAUAAGGAGAUUCUCAAGAUUGUGAAAGAGAACUUUGAUUUUAGGCCUGGGAUGAUUGCAAUUAAUUUGGAUCUUAAAAGAGGUGGAAAUGGAAGGUUCUUGAAGACAGCCGCAUAUGGUCACUUUGGAAGAGAUGACCCUGACUUCACAUGGGAGGUGGUGAAGCCCCUCAAGUGGGAAAAGCCCCUAGAGUAAAGCUAUGCGGUCCAUUUGGUUGCUUGCAAGGGAUUAAUGAUGUGCUUGACAUUUGCAGCUUCUCCUGUAACUGAUCUCAGGGUGCCUAUUGUUUGGUGGUCAUCUUGUUUUUUUUUUUUUGUCCCCUUUUUUGUAAUGUGUUUUCUGCCGUCUUUGGCCAUGUGAAGGAUCAAUGAUAUUUUUCCUUUUGUAACUA
Messenger RNA from Juglans microcarpa x Juglans regia, 1492 nucleotides. Its product is annotated as S-adenosylmethionine synthase 5-like. The transcript has 2 exons. Gene Ontology annotation, biological process: S-adenosylmethionine biosynthetic process. The record is from RefSeq and is a predicted model, not a curated record. Gene Ontology annotation, molecular function: methionine adenosyltransferase activity; ATP binding. Gene Ontology annotation, cellular component: cytosol. Lineage: Eukaryota; Viridiplantae; Streptophyta; Magnoliopsida; Fagales; Juglandaceae. Bases 115 to 1296 code for a protein of 393 amino acids.